GUUAUCAAGAAAGAGGAAUCUGAAAAGUCCAGGGAACUGAGUGCAGGUAGAGGAACUUUCUUGCAAAAGGUCAGAACUGCUGCAUUGGCUGCUCUUCCUCUCCCCCAAGGAGGCACCAAGGCCUGCGGAGGGACUGGUGAAUGAGAAACCGGUGUCCCUGGGAUCCUGGCAGGAUUUCUCUGUGACUCUGCCAGCUCCCCUGGCCAUUACUGCCCUGAGCUGCCAGGAGCCUAAGAAGAUGAAGGCAUCCGUGGUUCUGUCUCUCAUUGGCUACCUUGUGGUUCCAAGUGGCGCUGCCGUCAUGGCACGCUGCAGGGUGGCGAAGAAGCUUUAUGAAGGAGGCCUGGAUAAUUUUGAGGGCUACAGCCUUGAAAAUUGGGUAUGCCUGGCUUAUUUUGAGAGCAAGUUCAACCCCAUGGCCAUCUACGAGAACUUGCCUGGUGGCUACACUGGCUACGGCCUCUUUCAGAUCCGCAGCCAUGACUGGUGCGACAGGGGCAAGAACCGCUGCCACGUGUCCUGCUCUGCUUUACUGAAUCCAAAUUUGAAGAAGACGAUUGAAUGUGCCAAGAGAAUUGUAAAAGGAAAAGAAGGUAUGGGAGCAUGGCCCUCCUGGUCCCUGAACUGCCGGUUAGCGGACAAUCUGGAGAGGUGGUUGGAUGGGUGCAGGUUCUAGCUGCAGAGGCGACCCUCACACUCUCCAGGGGCACCUUCCAAAUGAAGAUACUUUCCUGUUUGCGGCCUUCACUCAACCCUGUUGAUUAUCUCACCGCUGGACAGCUCCAGAUGGAAAAGGACAAACGUUUGCUUCAUCCGGGGAUGAGAAAUGCAGAAUAAACCAGCUACUUAUGCAA
Molecule: messenger RNA, 854 nt
Organism: Mustela lutreola (European mink)
Lineage: Eukaryota; Metazoa; Chordata; Mammalia; Carnivora; Mustelidae
Gene: LYZL4
Product: lysozyme like 4
Exons: 5
Coding region: 239-676 (145 amino acids)
Biological process (GO): fusion of sperm to egg plasma membrane involved in single fertilization
Cellular component (GO): acrosomal vesicle; sperm flagellum
Molecular function (GO): lysozyme activity
Source: RefSeq, a predicted model, not a curated record